Molecule: messenger RNA, 3192 nt
Organism: Diprion similis
Lineage: Eukaryota; Metazoa; Arthropoda; Insecta; Hymenoptera; Diprionidae
Product: insulin-like growth factor-binding protein complex acid labile subunit
Exons: 1
Coding region: 433-2853 (806 amino acids)
Molecular function (GO): protein binding
Source: RefSeq, a predicted model, not a curated record
CACGGUGGUGGUCGGCACCGUCGACGGAGGCGAUGGGCUCAGUUGCGCAGAGAUAUUCAUGCCCUCAAGUCUGUCGUCAAUCGGACGACCGGGUGUCUACGGUUAGUCGUAUCAUGUUGAUACCGAUCGCGUACCGCGUAACGAAGCGGAGUAACCGAACUCGAAGGAUCGUGUCGGAGGGUGAGUAGGUGCGGGAUAUUUUGUCGGUGAAAACGUCAGAGGAUUUGAAAAAAGAUAAUAGUGAGCUAAUCGCGACAACGACAGGAAACUAGCACAAGAGUGAAAUAUCCGUCGUCGAAGUCGUCGCUCGACGAAACGCGGGGUGGAAAGAUGAGGUCAGUGGAGGGAGGGUAGCAAAAAAAGUGGGACAUUGGUGGUAAAGCGAAAUUGAUUACGACAUGUGAAGCCGGUGAGGUGCGAGCAAGAAACGAGAUGUGGCGUUUCGCGCUGGUGCUGGUGGUCGUCGUCGGUUGCUGCCACGCGUGUCCCGAGUACUGCGAGUGUCACCAGCUACCGGACCCGGAAGACCUGGCUGCCCUCCUGGAGGCGACUUGCCUGGGAAACGUCCCGAGGCUGGUCGAUCUCUCGUCAACGACGCGUCGGCUCAGGAUAAUCGGAGCGAACGAGUCUGAGAUCCUCGGACUCCUGGAGGAGCUCGCUAACGGUACGGCACCGCUGCCGUACCUGGAUGAAUUUCACUUCACCAACUGUUCCCUGAGGUCGUUGAACUCGUCUGCGUGGUUCGCGGGACUCGAGAGAGCCAGGACGCUGAAUAUUUCGCGAAACAAUCUGUCCGAUCUCGAAGAUAUGCGGCGGACGGCUGCCGGUGGUCAAGUGAACAUGAGCAACCUCGUGGUCCUCGACGCGUCUAAUAACCUAGUGAGUAACCUGAGUGCCGACACCUUCGGGACGCUUCCGAUUCUCGUGCGACUGUGCCUGAAGGGAAACAGUAUCGGGAGUGUGAACGCGCGAGCUUUCGCCGGUCUCGGGCUCCUCGAGGAGCUCGACCUCUCGGACAACGAGCUCACGUCCAUACCAGAGACUGCGCUGACGCCGCUUGAGUCCCUCGAGAAGCUGGACUUGAGCGGAAACCAGCUGGAGGUGCUCGGCGCCGGUUGGUUCGAGAGCUUGGGGAGACUUCGAGAGCUCGACGUGUCGCGUAACGGUUUGUCCCGCGCGGCUUCCGGCGCCUUGCAACCGCUUCCUGGACUCUCGGUGCUGAGAUUGGCGGGCAACCCGCUGCGGGAACGCGACGUUUCCCUGUUGUUGGGUACGGGUAGGAAACUGGAGACGGUCGACGCGUCGAGAACCGGGUUGAUCCGGGUCCCGGCGGCGCUGACGCGGUCCGUCCGCGCUCUGAGACUGGCGGGAAACAGACUGACGUCGAUACGUGGCGGCGACCUGGACAGCUAUCCGCUGCUCCGUCUCCUCGACAUGUCGGACAACCGACUGACGGACGUCGAGGAAGACGCGCUGGGCCGACUCGAGGCCCUCGAAGUGCUUGAUCUGUCCGGCAAUUUUUUAACCAAAGUGCCGCGUAGUCUCCCCGGAAGUUUGUCGUUUCUGAACCUCGAGCGAAACCGCAUCGACACACUGAGAUUCAACGAUCUUCAGGGACUCUACAACGUACGCGAGUUGUCGCUAGGUAAGAACUCGAUCGUCGACAUCCAGGAGGGAGCAUUCGGUCAGCUGAUCGCCCUGGAGGUGCUCGACGUAUCCGACAACCCGAUGAAUCAGCUCCCGGCGAACACCCUCAACGGUCCAACGCACCUCGGCACCCUCCGGAUGUCGGGGCUGACCGCCCUCAAGUGGGACCGGCGAGACCAGGGUGACAUGACGUUUCCGGUCCCAGCACCCGAGAGACUCGUAGACUUGGACGUGUCGAGGAGUCCGGUACUGGCGGCUCAACUCUUGGCCGACACGGCAGCCUUGUCGGCGUGCAAAAGUCUGCUGAGACUCGACCUCGAGAGCACGAAUCUGACGAGCAUCAGGUCGGACCUCGUCUACUUCGUGCCUCAGCUGCGAGUCCUGGGACUCGGCGGUAACCCGUGGAACUGCACUGACGAAAUUUACUGGCUCGGCGAAUGGUUGAGAAAUCACGAGGAGCGUGAACCCCUGUCAAAAUGCACGCGCGGAAUACACGUCCGCGACUUGCCCCCACCACCAACGCCAGAAGCGACCUCGUCAAGAAGCGUCGCGACGCCGCAGGAGAAGUCAAAAGUCGGGACGUCUUCCCGCCCCCCGACAACCGGAGACGUCAACAUCGCCACGGAGUUGUUCCUGCGGUGGGAAACGGAGGGUGAAAAUACGACCCUUGUAGAAGAAUCGACGUCCGUUAAGGUAGCGCGAAGUUCCUCCUCCUCGGCCCCUGCAAGACUGAGCGCGUCAGCAAUCCUCUUCAACGUUUCUCACCGGCUCGCGCCGUCCCGAAACCGAGCACCGAGCACUCCAAGACCAACGAACACCCUGGAAAUCAUAGUCGAGGAACUUUCGGCCAACGGAACUUCGACGACGAACGCGACGCGGUAUGAGGAUGAAGAUGAGGAUGUGGAGAUGGGGGUGGAGAAGGAGGAGGAAGAGGAAGAGGAGCCAAGGAAGAGCGGAAGGGAGGCGAACACCGUCGCCGAGGAACUCAGCGGACGCGCAACCGACUCCGGGGCGCGAGUCGCGGAGGGUUUAUCGGCGGGGGCGCAUCCGGGGAUGCUGAUCCUGGUCGGCGCGGCUCUCGGGGCGGUUGCGGCCUUUUCGGUGGUUCUUUCGCGGCGAGCAACGGCCAGGAGAAGAGACUGCUGCUACCAGCGUCAGGAGAACAUAGAGGUUCACACUCUGACGCCGGUAACGGAACUCUGGUGAUUCUCGUCGCGGGAUGGACGAGGACCGACGACGACGACGAUGUUCGAGGAGGUCGUGAUCGGUUAUUAUUUCAACGCCGAACGGACGGUGUGUCAAUCGACAAUAAUGCAGUGUCGAGAAUGGGGGACGAUGAGGAGGUAUAAAUAAUAAAUAAGAAGCGCAGGGUUGGACCUCGACGUGGAUAAGGCGAAUUCACGGACGGUGUUUACAAGAGUUCGAGUUAUAAUUGUGUCCGUUUGAAAGGUACUACGUAUACUAUUGCAUGAUGAUGGUUGAUAGUGGCGGUUGUCGUAUUUAUUUGAUGAAUUGGUACGAACCGAGUGUUAUGAUGAUAAUAAU